GCAUUGCAUCCAUCUGAUUGAAGCAAAACCAUUGAAUCCACCAUGUCAACACACGGUGACCAUCUCCAUCUUCUCCUCUCCCUACAAGACAGGGUCCUAGAAACCCCACCCUCAUCUCCUUCACCUGGGUAUCUAUCUGAUGAUGGAUCAGCCAGGCAGAGGGGACAGGCAGACAUGUCUGUAUUUAGAACUGCUGUUGAGGAUUGUCUAGAUUAUGAACCUGAAACCUCCAAGAAACCUCUCAAAUCUGGCCAUGCAAAGAGCUCAAGUGACAUUGAGGUUGAAAAAUUCUCAGGUUUGAGAAUCCGGAAUCAGUUGGUCUCUCGAACAGACUUGAGUGAUCGGUUUGCAGAUAUUCGAUUUGUUCGUUUAACAACAAUAAAGAAUCUUCUAUCAGGGGAAAUUCUUUCUGGUUGUUGGGCGACUGUCGGGGUUCUAUAUGAGAAGGGGGGGAUGAAGACUAGUUCAACAGGGAAGCCCUAUAGUAUAUGGCAAAUCGGAUGUUUAGAUGAAAAACCUGUCUCCCUUUUCUUGUUUGGAAAUGCCUAUCAAAAGAAUUGUAAGGAAGAAGUUGGAACAAUCUUUGCUCUAUUCAACUGCAGUGUGCGAAAUAAAUCGAAAGAAGGAUUUACUCUGACCGUUUUUUCUGCUCCACAAGUGUUAAAAAUGGGAACUUCUGCAGAUUUUGGAACAUGCAAAUCAUGCACACAAGUUAUCAACAAACGUCGUGGAAUACAUUGCAAGUACCAUACAAAGAAUGCAGCACAAAAGUAUUCGACUAAAAGAGUAGAGUUCAUGGGAGGGAAUUUGAGGACAGCUUUCAGCUUCAAAGAUAGAAUGCAAUCAGAAGGCAUCUACAUGGUUGAAAACAAGACAAAUGUAGCAAAGGCUGGGCAGCCGAAGAAAGUUCUGUCUGUGGAGGGAUUAAGAAAAGCAUUAAGUAAUGCAGGAAAAGUGACCACUAACGCUUACUCGCAAGGAAUAAGAUUUUUAUCUGAAGUUGCAGGGAAACCAAGUUCAAGUUUAAACCACCCAAUUAAGAGCUCGGAUAAAAGGAAAUCGUCGGAUGUGGAGUCAAAUCUGCCUGAGGUCAAAACAAGUCAACAAAAUGCAAAGAGAAUAAAGAUUGAAAAGGGUCAACAACCAUCAGCAGCGAAAACCAAGCAAGGUACAGAAAAGAUGGUUGAGUUAGAACUUGUUAGUUCAGAUGAUGAGUUCUGACCCUUUUUUCGUAUGUAUUCUUGACAAGAAACUGACUGAAUUCAUAAGUUAUAAUGCCUGUAGUUGAGUGGAGAUACAACUUGAUCGGAAUUUAGUGUAAAUUGCAAGAGAUCCAUAGACCAGAAAUUGACUUCAUUUGCGUUCCCAACAUGAAAUUUUUAUAAUCUAGAUUGUAAUUUUGAGUUUAAAUGUUAUUUCAUCGAGACCCUUUUUUAUACGAUUUUGUUGGCUUAUUUUCAUGCUUAUAGUAUUUUCUAGGAAGUGGUUUAUAUGAUUCAACAUGUUGAUUGAUUAA
Molecule: messenger RNA, 1516 nt
Organism: Cynara cardunculus var. scolymus (artichoke)
Lineage: Eukaryota; Viridiplantae; Streptophyta; Magnoliopsida; Asterales; Asteraceae
Product: protein MCM10 homolog
Exons: 11
Coding region: 43-1221 (392 amino acids)
Biological process (GO): DNA replication initiation; DNA replication
Cellular component (GO): replication fork protection complex; nucleus
Molecular function (GO): DNA replication origin binding; single-stranded DNA binding
Source: RefSeq, a predicted model, not a curated record